Molecule: messenger RNA, 1571 nt
Organism: Lactuca sativa (garden lettuce)
Lineage: Eukaryota; Viridiplantae; Streptophyta; Magnoliopsida; Asterales; Asteraceae
Product: malonyl-coenzyme A:anthocyanin 3-O-glucoside-6''-O-malonyltransferase
Source: RefSeq, a predicted model, not a curated record
AAAUUGCCAUCAAACAGAAACAUUUGCAUAAUCCAAACCCACUAAUUCAAACAAACGCCAGAACUAGUAUGCUGACCGUUCUUGAGAAUAGCCGAGUAUCUCCGCCUCCUGCCACCGUUGGGGAGAGGUCUCUCCCGCUUACUUUCUUGGACAUGAUUUGGCUAUCCUACUUCCCGGUCCACCAGGUUUUCUUUUAUCAGUCCACUCACUCUAAACAAUAUUUCUUGGAUACAAUUGUGCCAAACCUCAAAAAUUCAUUAUCAAUCACUCUUCAACACUUCUUCCCAUUUGCAGGCAACAUAAUUCUGUUUCCUAAUGCAAGUGUUGAGAAAAAACCACAAAUCCGUCAUGUACAAGGCGACUCUGUUGCAGUUAGCUUUGUCGAGUGUACUCUUGAUUUCAAUGAUCUUACAGGAAAUCAUCCUCGUAAGUGUGACACGUUUUAUCCGCUUGUACCUCUAUUGGGACGUGUAGAACAAGUAUCCGAUUACCUUAUUAUCCCCGUUUUUUCUGUUCAAGUUACACUUUUUCCUAACUCAGGCUUCUCUAUUGGGAUCACCAACCACCACUCCCUUUGUGAUGCGAACACAAGGUAUAAUUUCCUCAAGGCGUGGAGUUCGAUUGCUAAACAUGGUACAGAUGAGUUUUUCUUAGCUAGUGGAUCUUUACCUUUUUAUGAAAGAGUGAUUCAAUACCCGAGCUCCUUAGAUGAAAUCUCCUUAAAUAUACCGGGGCUUCCAGCUAUUAAUAUGGAAUACCAGCCUCCUCACCUUGUUAGCCCUACAGAUAAAGUUCGUGCCACUAUUGUCUUGACCAAAGCACGCAUCAGUGGGCUAAAGAACUGGUUAUCCACUCAACUGCCAAAACAGGAAUACGUAUCAUCUUUUUCGGUGGCAUGUUCGUAUAUAUGGCAUUGCAUAGCCAAAUCACACGUUCAUAUUGGAGAAAGGAAGGGAGAGGAUGACGUAGAAAGGUUUAAUUGUAUGGUGGAUUGGAGGACCCGCCUCGAUCCACCUGUUCCUCAAACUUAUUUUGGUAACUGUGUAGGGGCAUCUCUCACAUCCAAAAUAAAAAGCACCAUCUUAGCAGGCAACAAUGGAUUUCUUACUGCUUUCGAAUUAUUUACAAAGGCUUUAAGCGACACACUAAAGAAAAAGAAUGGAGUGAUUGUAGAUGGGGAGAGGGUGAUUAAGACAGCCUUUUUGCCAGUGCCAGGGUUUAAUGUGUCGGGAUCACCAAAGAUUAAGUUCUACGAUUUGGAGUUUGGAUGGGGUAAGCCAAAAAGACAUGAGACAAUAUCUCUGGAUUACCAUAGUUCGAUUUCUGUUAAUGCUUCAAAAGAGUCAGAUGCUGAUAUUGAAAUUGGGGUGUCUCUUCCUGCAAAACAAAUGGAUGUGUUACUUUCCAUCUUUAGAGAAUUGGAUGGCACAUUACAGUGAGCAAGAGUCUUUUGUUAAAAUAUUUCUUAUGUGGAUCUAUCAACACGUACAACAGUUAUUUGUCUGCUCAUGGGUAGGCAUGUGUAAGUUCUAUAUGUUAUCAAUAAAAUGUAGCUUUCUUGGUUGUUCUUA